This is a messenger RNA of Aspergillus nomiae NRRL 13137, 1296 nucleotides long. RefSeq lists its product as uncharacterized. The record is from RefSeq and is a predicted model, not a curated record. Gene Ontology annotation, molecular function: oxidoreductase activity, acting on paired donors, with incorporation or reduction of molecular oxygen; heme binding; iron ion binding. The transcript is spliced from 3 exons. NCBI's taxonomy places the organism in Eukaryota, Fungi, Ascomycota, Eurotiomycetes, Eurotiales, Aspergillaceae. The coding region runs from base 1 to 1296 and encodes 431 amino acids.
AUGGUGCUGCCACUUGAACUCCUACUUUCCCCAUGGAUUGCUCUUAUUGGACCUAUAUUUGUGGCUCUAUAUUAUCUCGUUCCUUAUUUCUGGACACUUAAUCACUUGAGGGAUAUCCCCGGGCCCCUUGCAGGUCAGCUCUCGAACUUCUGGCUUUUGCUUGCUUGUCGAGCAGGCAAGCGUUACAAAUAUGUAGAUGAAGCUCACAAGCGAUAUGGCCCUAUUGUCCGCAUACAGCCUAAUCAUAUCAGCAUUGCCGAUGAGGAGGUCAUUCAGACCAUAUACGGACAUGGGAGCGGUCUUCUAAAAUCGUCCUAUUAUGACGCUUCCCUCAUCACCACUCGCAGCAUCUUUACUUCCAGGGACCGCGCCGAGCAUUCUCGAAAAAGAAAAGUGGUGUCCCAUAGCUUUGCGCCACAGGCGAUGCGAAACUUCGAGCCGUUCAUCCAUUCAUGGUUGAAGAUCUUCAUCCAGAAGUGGGACGAUAUCGCCCAGAAGGAAGCCCAACCUGACGGUUAUGCAGAUGUGGAGGGCCGCGUGUGGCUCAAUUACCUGGUCCUGGACAUCAUCGGCGACCUUGCAUUCGGUGCACCCUUUGGUGUGCUCGAAGCUGCUUCAGAGGAUAUAACGAUUCGCCUCAGCAAGGAGAAGUCCAUCUCUCUCCCGGUUAUCACGAGCCUCACGACCAGGAGCGAAAUCGCAGCGACUGUAGGAGCACUCCCCGAACUCCGGCCCUACUUAAAAUGGAUCCCCGACCCCUUCUUCCAUGCGGGUGUCACAGGAAUGAACAACUUGCGUAGCCUGGGCACAGCUCGCAUCCUCGAUCGCCUGAGUAACCCACCCAGCGCGGACCGCCACAAGGACUUGCUCGAGCGCGUGCGAGAGGGGCGUGACGACAACGGCCAGCCCUUUGGAGUAGGAGAGCUCACCGCUGAAUCUUUGACCGUGCUCAUUGCGGGCACGGACACCACGAGUAGCACGUUUGCGGCAUUGAUGUACCAUGUCGUUAGAACCCCUGGCGUUUUGAAGAAGCUACAAGCAGAACUCGACUCGGCGCUUCCGGCAGACACAGUGAUUCCCUCGUAUGACCAGGUGAAAACGCUUCCGUAUCUAGGUGCUAUCAUCAAUGAAUCACUACGGCACCAUUCCUCUAUCAGUCUAGGUCUCCCACGUGAAAUCCCACGAGGCACCCCAGGCCUCACCAUAAGGGGACGUUACUACCCCCCAGGUACUGUUUUGAGUAUUCCAAUCUACACAGUGCACCACCUGAAGGAAGUCUGGGGCCGACGUGGAUGA